UUCAGCAAGGUGUUCAUUUUACCAUCCCGAUUCAUUUUACCACCACUUCCCCUACCACCUACCUAAAUUUAUUUUGCCCACCCUAGUGGCGAAACCACAGUAGCCUUUCGUUUCUAACCAACGAACGUGUCAAACAUGGCCCGUGCAACAACCAUCAAGGAAGCCCUGCAACGUUGGUCCACGGAACGAGCUGGAGAAGACCCGACUACGGCAAAAGAUAUUCAACUGCAGUUCCAAUGGCCCCCAAUAGAAAAGAUGGAUGGCACAUUGUCUACAUUGGUAGAAUGCGAAAAGCUCAGUUUAUCAUCAAACAUGAUCGACAAAAUCGUCGGACUGAAUGGGAUGAAAAACCUUCGUAUCCUAUCCCUGGGACGAAAUUACAUUAAAACGUUGACCGGACUUGAAGUGGUCGGUGAAACACUGGAAGAGCUGUGGGUCAGCUACAAUCUCAUCGACAAGCUGAAGGGUGUCGAAAAUCUGAAGCGUCUCAAAGUGCUCUACAUUGGGAACAACUCGAUCCGUGAGUGGGGAGAAUUCAACAAGCUGCAGGCGGUCCCCACUCUGGAGGAACUACUGUUCGUUGGGAACCCUCUGGUCGAGAACAUCGAUGGGGUCGCCUAUCAGCGAGAGGUGUUGAAAAGGUUACCGUUCCUGAAAAAGCUGGACGGGGAAGCUCUGCUAGCGGAUGAAGAUUGACAGCUUUCCGGCGUGAUAUAUGUUUGCAUGGCGGUUAGGGUUACCAGACGUACAUGAUGUGAACAUGGUGUCAGCUCAAAUUUUUGUGAGAAUACUAAAAAAUAUAUUUCCAAAACUCUAUUCUAAAGAAUUGAAAAAAGUUCUCUUUCCGGUGAAAGCAAAUAUGGUAACCCUUGUGGAUGUCGCUUGAAUUUAAAACAGACAGCAGCGGAUCAACGAUGGUUUACCUUUUUUUUCAUAUCUUGCGAAAUCAGGAAGAUAUGACAAGUCUUUUUUUAACAGAUUCCAAACGAUGGUGUAAAAACCGUCAUAAAUCUGUCAUUCAAGCUUUUGUACAUUUUUCUGCCAUUGAAUGUCUGUAUGCAGCAAACGAUGUAAUUUCUUGUGGAAGGGGAAGCAGAAAGUCUGAAUAUGGGAAGCGGAAACAUUGAGUUUGAAAAGACCUCGUAGGAUAAAACAAGUUAAGGUUUCUCGCAGGACUCUGUCAUCGUUAGUGACAUCAACUUGACAACACUGAACUGAUGAACUUUACAUACCAUCAUUUUUUUUUUUCAAUGAAACAAAUAAAUCCCUCAUUCAUACAUACAUAAAACUUGAAAGUUCUCUCUUUAACCGACCGGCAUGAAGAGGAAGAAUUCUAAUAUUAUUUCUUUCAAAAUUCAUAUAAAGUUGAGCAAUUCGAUUAACUACAGCAUUCAACGGAAAUUUUACUGAUAGGGUGCCUGUACUAAUGGUUGAGGGUGUACCAUUAGUUAAAACCUCGACGGGAGAAACCGACAUGGAAUUUCUGUAUGUCAGAGUGAGCCCGGCUCACAGUGACAGCUCUUAAAAAAUGAACAAACAUGCGAUAAAAGCGCGUAAUUGAGCGAAACAUAUUUUCGCAUUUCAUCAAUCGUGACAAAAAUCUAAUGAGAAUCAAUUCAUGCUUAUUUACCUUGCUCACUUUUAUUCUGAUUGUAAAUUAAGUAUUAAAAUACGCAUCUUUUCAAUUUUACCACCAAAAAUGAAAAUGAAAUGCAUAGAAUACUAUGGUCCUUUUCCCACAUUUUUUACGGAAAGAUCGAUUGUACGUAACAAAAGAAAACUAGUGAUUUUCAUCAAGUCUGCCUUGACUUGAGUCAUUGACUCAUCAUGUAUAAUCUAUAUAAAUAAA
Molecule: messenger RNA, 1849 nt
Organism: Aedes aegypti (yellow fever mosquito)
Lineage: Eukaryota; Metazoa; Arthropoda; Insecta; Diptera; Culicidae
Product: dynein light chain 1, axonemal
Exons: 4
Coding region: 136-696 (186 amino acids)
Cellular component (GO): cytoplasm
Molecular function (GO): protein kinase binding
Source: RefSeq, a predicted model, not a curated record